Molecule: messenger RNA, 4576 nt
Organism: Equus caballus (horse)
Lineage: Eukaryota; Metazoa; Chordata; Mammalia; Perissodactyla; Equidae
Gene: MAP7D3
Product: MAP7 domain containing 3
Biological process (GO): microtubule cytoskeleton organization
Cellular component (GO): microtubule cytoskeleton
Source: RefSeq, a predicted model, not a curated record
GGGAGGCCUGGAACGUAGGAGAGAGUUGCUUUAGACAAGGUGGUCGCGGUCCCGCCCGUUUCGACGUGGUGCGUGGAGAGCUACGCUGCCGACUUUGAGGGUCCAAGGAGGGUGGGGCGGCCCCCUGGGCCCCGCCCCGCCCCGCCCCCGGGCGCCGCGGCCACGAUCGCAGCGGCGGCCUCGCCGGAGCCUGCGCACUGGGCCCCCAGCGCUGCCAGCGGCUCUGGGCUCGGCUGUUCGGAAGAUGGCGGACCGCGCCGGCGCCGGCGCCGGCGGCAGCACAUCCUUGAAGGGGCUGCGGAAACGGAUGGUUGCUGCUGCUCACGCCAUUGCUGAAGAAAGACGGAAUCAGAGUGGCCUUAGCUCUCUUCCGUCCCAAUCCUCAAAUAUAAGAUCAACAUUUAAACCAGUAAUAGAUGGAUCUGUGCUUAAAAAUGAUGUAAAACAAAGGUUAGCGAAAGAACGCAGGGAAGAGAAGAAAAGACAAGAUGCUAAUAAAGAAAUACAACUACUUGAAAAAGAAAGAAAGUCCAAGAUCUACUAUGAAAAACAGAUGGAAGAAAAGCAACGAAAGCUGAGAGAACAAAAAGAAAAGGAUGAACAGCGGAGAGUAUCUGCAGAAGAAAAAAGAAAACAAAAAUUGGAGGAAGAAAGGGAGAAAUUCAAAGCUGUUCUUUAUCGUACAUUGGAACGCAGCAACCGAGUGGAUAAUCGUCAAAAAAGAUGGUCGUGGGAAGGCUCUAUGACGAUGAACUCUGAGAGUAAAACUGCCCAUAAGUGUUCUGCAUCUACUGAAAAACUUGAACAGGAGGCUUCCAGUGUACACAAACAAAUGGCCACGUCAUCUGCAGGUCUUCAAAACUCUGUUGCCAAGAAAAAAACAGAAAAGAGAAGAAGCUCGUCUUUGAAUAGAAGAUAUAGCAAACUAAAUUCAUCUACGGAAACAGAACAAGUAGAAGAAAAACCAGUUGCUCGUCAACUGUACACCAAUGUUCGGGAGAAUAAUUUAAUCACUCGCCUGCUUGCGCCGACAAAAGCUUCAAUAGCCAGGAGCAGAAGUGCUGCUUCAUUAUCAGUCCCUGGAAGAGAUACUCCAGGCAUCCACAGUACUUUGAUCCAGUAUGUAAAUGUGCCCUUGCAUAACCAUGGCAGUGAUGAAUUGAGGAAGACCAGAGUGCUUCGCAAGUCAACAUGGGCAGUGCUUCCUCAGCAGAAAGUAGAAACACCCUCUGAGGUGAGCCUGGAAGCACCUCCUGGGGCAAACAUGGAAGCGGCCCCUAAGGCGAGUGGGGAGACGCCCCCCGAGACGAGCGUUGAAGCUCCCCCCAAGGAGAGCACGGAAGCAACUGCCGAGGCAAGGGGUGAAUCACCCCUCCAGGCAAGUGUGGAAGCAGCUCCAGAGGCAAGUGUGGAAGCGGCCCCCGAGGCCAGUGUGGAAGUGGCCCCUGAGAGCAUGGAAUCACCCAAAGUGAGUGUGGAAUCACCCAAAGCGAGCGUGGAAUCACCUGAGUUGAGUGUGGAUUCAUCCCUUGAGGCGAGCGUGAAUCCAUCCCCUGAGGUGAGCAUGGACUCGUCCCUCGAGGCGAGCAUGGAGAUGUCAUCUGAGGCGAGCGUGGAAGCGUCCCCCAAGGCGAGCGUGGAAGCCCUCCCCAAGGCGAGCGUGGAAGCCCUCCCCAAGGCGAGCGUGGAAGCGUCAUCUGAGGCGAGCGUGGGGGCGUCCCCUGAGGAUAGUGUGGCAGCCUUCCCCAAGGCGAGUGUGGAAGCGCCCCCUGAGGCAUCCCCUGAGGGGAGCGAGGAAACUUCUUGCAAAGUGGAAGUGAGAGGCUCUCCACAGAAACCGGAAAUAGACAAACAGGCCUCAGACUCUGUUACCGAGAAGUGCCCAUCGUUGCACAUAGCUUCGUAUAGACAGUCAUCUCCUGCAAGCGGAUUGCAUCCACCCUCGCCCAUCAGUGCUAAGCAAGUCCAAAAGAAUCGUCCCCCGUCACCUUCACCUAUCACGUCAAAACAAUCAGGACAGUCUUCUCCUUCCUACAGAAUAAUUUCUGUUCAGGCGCCCCUAUUUGUACAACAUGCGUCAAGUACCAUGGGAAGGAAGAGAGGAGCAGUUGCUAAAACCACUAACAGCUCUGAGGCUGCGAGUCAAAAGCCUGUGGCCUCCGAAGAAUCUGGCAAUAAAAGUGUAGCAGUGACUAUGAAUGCCGAGGAGGCAACAAAGAUCUUGGCAGAAAAACGACGCCUUGCUCGUGAACAAAGGAAAAAAGAAGAAGAAAGACUACGAAAAGAAAUAGAACAAAGGAGGAUGAAAGACCUGGCGAAGAAAGCAGUUGAAGACCAAGAGGAGGAGUUCUCAAAAUCUGAAGAAGAUGGGCAACCACAAAAAGAGAUAAAGAAGAAAGGAUGUCAGGAUCAAGGAGAGCAGGAGGGCCUGUUGCAGAAAGGGGAUGCCAAAGUAAAAGCUCAGGAGGAGGCCGACAGACGCAAGAAGGAGCACGAGAGAAUUAUGUUGCAGAAUAUGCAGGAGAGAUUAGAGAGGAAAAAGAGAAUUGAGGAAAUUAUGAAGCGGACAAGAAAGACAGAUUCGAAUGCCUCAAAGGCUGCAGACACAUCCGGCAAUGACACUUAUGAUGAGGACGAGGCAGAUGAUGAGGAGGAGUCAGAAAGUGAUGAGGACUCCUUCGAUGACAUGCGUCCAUCAGCCUUUAUCAAUGGCAUGGAUGCAUCCAGAAGACUCAAAACACAUUUUAAAAAUGUGAAGAACACUCCCAAGCUGGUGUUUUUAGAUGCCACUUCUGGCCAAGUCCAUAAAGAGACAAAAGCAUGUUUUAACGGCGACACGGAAACCUUCAGACAAAAAAGCAUGAAAGACCCAUUGAGUCAGGACAAGGGGAGCAGACUGUCCACCAAAAGAACGACAAGCCGAGCAGCAAAAAGCGGAAAGACAAAGGAAGCCAGUAACACCAUGGGAGCUUCCAGGAGUUUCCAUUUGCAGGCGCGGGAAUGGAUCUCUGAGAAGAUGGAUAGGAGAAGCAUGACAGAGCCGCUGAUGUCCACGGGCCCCCCUGAGAACCAAAGACAUCAUCCGAAAGGUUCCAUAACAUUCCACCCAAGUGCCCAGAGGCCUUUAGAGGACAAGAAAAGAAACAAAUCUGUUUCUGCUCGAUCACAUAAGUAAACCUCGUGCCGCCUGGAAGAGACUUCAUCCUCCACUCUGGAUUUCAACUUCCAGGCCCACCUCCCCCAAUUUUUCCACCUCUGCUCUGAACCUGGCAAAGAAAAUGACCAUCAAAAAAGAGAAAACAUCAAAGAGUCGCCUUAAUGUAUCUCAGAAGAUGCUUAUACCAUCUUGACUCCUGCCAACAAGCAACAGUUCUGAGUAAAGAGGCCCUUUUGUUUUCCUAUAAAAAUCGCCCUUGUCUCAUUUGUAUGUUUUCCUGCCAGCACGUGUGCAAGUGCGCAUCAAGGGUGUCUUUACAAGUUUCUGAAAGAAUCUCUACCAAAGGAAUACUUUUCUUUCAGUACAUAUUUGAAAUCUUAAACUAGUGUUUAUUCUGUUUAACAAUGACAUUAAUUUAGCAAUUAAAAACUCACAUUUGAUCUUGGAGAGAACAUAAUGGGUUAUGUGAGGGACUCCAGGUUACACAGAAGAGCCCUGUUCGAUUGUCUCUAGUAUACAAACACUUCUGUAUUUGUAUAUUGCAAAAUAGAGGAAGUCACAUUUUACCAUUAUGUAUAUUUUUUAUUGCCGUCGCCUGCCAGCCAAGUGUGCAGGUGCUGAUGCCCCCGAUGCUGGGCGUCCUAGAAAGCAUGAUCUUGGAACACUGAGCUGCUUUCGUGCCCUGGUCAGUGUUUCCUUUCGAAGUACACAUUGGGGUCUAUUUACCAAAACAUGGGUUCUUUUUAUUGUGUGCCUAAAGCCGUAUUUGGCUGCUGUCUGGUGGGCCAAGUUUGAUUCCGCGAAACGUUUACUGUGUAUCUUUUUCUGCUUGUGCGCUCCAGUCCUGCUCUUCAGUGUACACUCAGCCUUGGGAUAUGGCCCCCAAAUUUGCUUGCCUUUCUCUAGCCACUGGCUGCAAGUGAGGACAGGAGCAGUGUAAUUCUUCAGUCCCCAUGACAGAUGGACACUUGUACACACAGACACAUAUACACACACGUGUGCACACAGGAUAUAUGUUUCCUGAACUCCAUCGAAUCCUGCUUAAACCAUUGACUAUAACUUGAAUGCAAAUUAGUUGUCCUAAUGGUAAUAAGUUUCCUGGUGAACCACAAACAAUUUGAAGCAGGGCCGUGUUCCUUUCUAGCCACCAGUCUUGGGUUACUAAAAGGAAGGAAUUAUUCUUUCUGAUUUCUCUAGUUCUUUGCUAUUCAGAGUACUGUACCUUUGUUAUAGAUUAGAGCUUGGUGCCUUAGAUUUUGAAACUAUUUUUAUACACUAGGUCUUUUAUAUAGACAGCAGAGACAAUCAUCCUAACGUGAGUUUCUGGUAUUUUUCUGCACAAAUGUCACAUGUUGAAACACUCUGUUACACUUCCUUAUAAACGUGUGCUCUAUCAAAUAAACUUUGCAGAUAAAGCAA